Molecule: messenger RNA, 1158 nt
Organism: Angiostrongylus costaricensis
Lineage: Eukaryota; Metazoa; Nematoda; Chromadorea; Rhabditida; Metastrongylidae
Source: the annotation of a GenBank genome assembly
AUGAGUGUGUUUUGUCAGCCACGAUAUUAUCAAUCAAUUGCCAGCAUUAGCUUCAUUGCACGACAUAUUACUGCUUCUGAACUCCUUAUUAUCAGAUCACUUCUUAAAAACGUGGUAAUUAUAGAUUAUUUCAGAAAAAUUGGUGUGAAGUCGGCAUUCACAUUGGUCUACAGCCUCCUCUUCAUAUUUGGCUUGGUCGGUAAUGGCGGUGUGGUGCUCGCAAUGGCGAAAAAUCGACGUCUACGUUCGGCACGGAAUAUCUUCUUACUUAAUCUUAUUCUCACUGAUCUGCUACUGGUACUAACUGCAGUGCCAGUAACACCAUGGUAUGCCCUCACGAAAACCUGGGAAUUUGGGCCAGCUAUGUGCCGAAUUAUGCCGUUAUCGAAUUCAUGCUCGGUAUUCGUGACCAGUUGGAGUCUUACGGCAAUUUCCAUCGACAAGUAUCUCCAUAUCAUCGAUCCUACCUUGGCCCCAGUUACAAAGCGGCAAUCGUUGGCGAUUACUUUAUUGAUUUGGCUUAUUAGUACACUCAUAAAUGUACCGUAUCUGCUCAGCUAUGAACUUGUCGAUGGAUCCUAUUAUGUGCCUAAAAACAGUACUCCGUACUGUGGUCGGUUUUGUGACGAAACGAAUUGGCAGAGUGAAAAUUCACGUCGACUUUACGGUACAAUGGUGAUGCUUCUGCAGUUCGUUAUUCCGAUGGCGAUCAUUACUUAUUGUUAUUUCCGUAUCCUACGGAAAGUCUCACAGGAUAUGAUCAUCCAAAAUGUACAGUUCUCAGCGUCACUGUCUAAGAAACAGCGAGUGGAUGCCAUUAGUCGAAAGAAGAAAGUAAACUACAUCCUCAUCGGUAUGGUGGCAACGUUCAUCUGUUGUUGGCUCCCACUAACGGCCGUGAAUUUAGUAAAAGAUUAUAAGAUCGAACCAGACUUUCUCCGAGCACAACCGUUCCUCUGGCCCCUUGUUGCUCAUAUCAUCGCUAUGUCGUUGGUGGUAUGGAAUCCAGUGCUAUUCUUCUGGUUGACAAGAAAACAAAAACGUUCCGGUCUCAAUAAAUUUAUGAAUUCGUCUGAGGUUAGCCGUCAUCUUCGUUUACUCCUUAAGGCUCUUUUCCCACUUUUUAGCAAGUCUCUUUUUCAUAUAAUGCCCAGCUAA